Messenger RNA from Cloeon dipterum, 3080 nucleotides. RefSeq lists its product as uncharacterized. NCBI's taxonomy places the organism in Eukaryota, Metazoa, Arthropoda, Insecta, Ephemeroptera, Baetidae. Gene Ontology annotation, molecular function: protein binding. The coding region runs from base 48 to 2675 and encodes 875 amino acids. Gene Ontology annotation, cellular component: cytoplasmic vesicle. The transcript is spliced from 10 exons. The record is from RefSeq and is a predicted model, not a curated record.
GAAUGGUCCAGAAAUAACAUCUUCAGUGCUCGUCGGACUAUGUCCCUAUGCUGGUGCUCGCGCUGUGUCUGAUGACCAAACUCCUAGAGUAUUCCUCGGGUCGCGUCUUGUACGUCCAAGAUGCCCCGGCCCCCACACAAAAGCCCAGGGAGGGCUCCAAACGGCCCUGCCGGCGGAGGGCGCGCCGGGCCCCCGCAAAAACGCAACAGGCCCCGAGGAACGAUAACCACAACGAGUCGUGCGACAAUAGGAAAGAAAAAAUGGGUGACCCAAACUGCAACAACCGCGGUUGGUGCGGCGAGGGUUGGCCCCGGAAGGGGCUGCUCUCGACCUUCAGCAUGUCAACGUACGACGACCUGGCCAGGGACCUGGACGCGAACCUGGCCCAAAUCGAUAUGGACGAGGAGUUGGACAUGCACUCUGUGCUCACCACGGUCAACAACUAUUCCGACUCGCAAUCAGACGCAUCCAGCAAGUUUCAGGAGAGCGUGUGCCGGUCAGAGCCUCUAUUCUCGCCGGUCAAAGACUCGCCCCUGACCAAUUUGACGAACAUUUCUGUCGAUUCCUUGGAUCUCGAGGGCGACAUUUUGCUGACCUGCCAGGCCAACAAAGACAACUACACCAUAGCUUUUGAAGACUACAGCACCGCUGGCGAAGACAGCUGGUGCGGGAGCCGCAAACUGUUUGAUGUUUGCAGCUCCAGUUCGGACGAAGGCCUGGGAGCGGGCCCAGGGGCCCCUCUCAGCCUGGUGAGGCGACUCUUCCUGAAACAGCAACAGAGAAGCGAGGAGAGGAUGAGCACCUCAAGCUCGAGCGAGCUCGACAGUUCGAGCAGAUUUUGCCCAGCGAAUAUUAAUGCACUUUUAAACAAGGCUAGAAAGGUAACCCAGUCGACACAAACUGAGGGCCAAAGUUUAAACCAGAGCGUACAGACCCGUUCUAUUGCUGGGCAACAACACCAAAGUGCCAGCAGGCCCCACCUUCAAGUUUGCUACCCAAACUAUGCCUUGCCCGACCUUUCCUUCCUGAAGACGGCCGGUACACCACCAGGAGCUACCGUUCAUCUCGCGCCGAGAGGUCCGCCCACCAGAGCGGGAAGACCCGGUCGCCCGAGGCCGUUCUCUUUGGACGACGUCGAAAGGCUUAAGGACAAGGGACUUUCUCACGUAAGAGAUUGGGACAGUCUGAAUAUUCUAUUGCCUGCUGAGUGCAGGCAGAUUCUUGAGGGGUCAAGCUCCUCCUCAGGGUAUCAUAGCCCUGCCACCCCUAGGACACUAGUGAGAGGAAAGGGAAGCAAAGAUGAGUUGAACAACAACCCGUGCUGGGACCAACAAACCAGUGAGGAUGUGCUGAGGUUGCGAGCUCAGGUGUCUAGUCAGCUGCUCAGAACAGUGCAGUUCGCACCCCCCAAUUCCCCGUGCCAUCCACCAAAAGAUGAAAUAUCAGAAGUUAUUCCCCAGCAACACCGUAUUCCCUUCAGUCUGCCUCUCAACCUGGACCUUUCAAGCGUAUCAGUUAAUUUCCCAGACAUGGUGAGCUCGUUCCGCGUAGCAUGUCAGCAGUACUCGGCGUGUCUGUCGGAACCAAACACACUGCAGACGGUGGCACUUCAGCAGAUUUGCCCCGCCCUGACAGACAUUCUGAGUCACGGUCUUCGACCUGAAGUAGACACCGGUUUUGGUAUGGUGCCUAAUUCAGCUUGGCGAGUGGUUGAAGCGGCCGCGCACAGCGGUCAAAUCGCCAAGGCUUUGAACGACCUGUUGAUGCGAGUCAACGCUGACGAUAUGCUUACUGAAGGACCACUCAAAGUCAACGCUUUUAUCUUCGGACUUAUAAAUGUUGGUGCGCUUGGAGCAUGGCUGUCACUUUUACGAACGCGAGAGUCGCUAAUCCGCAAGCACUACGUGUCCACCGCCUUCCUGGCCGGCGCCAGUAGCAUUGCCCGGCAACACUUUGACGCCGUGGUGGCCGCUGCGGACGCAUUGCCCAGGCCACCAGCGCACCUGGACCUGUUGCUUGAGGUGAAACGGCUUCAGCGCGGCCUGAGGCCGUUGCUGAGUCGUCCUCGUUCUUGCGUCCACGAGAACCUCAGCCUACAGCUGGGACAAAAUGGACCGGAAGAGCGGAGGCAGCGCCGCUGGUCGGCGACCGCCUCUCCAAAGCUCGCACAGGCUCUUGAACGACUGGUGGCCGAGGAAGCGGCCAAAGCGGAGGCUUCUUCUGAAGAGCCUUCUGAGGCGGACAGUUUAGAGACCAGGGAUCGAUUUAAGAAAUUGCAACGCCAGUGGGAGCUCAUGAGCCGACCUUCGAGGAUCCCCAGGCUCAUCAACUCACCCUCCAGACCUAUGGCACCCUCGUGGCCUCCCGCCCACACCCCCUCUCCGCCGCGGCCCGUUGAGCUGCGGCAAAAACCGUUUAAAGCGCCACCCCCUACCCCUCCUAAGCCCAAGACAACAGUGAAACCGCAACCCGCUGCGAAGAAACCCGCCGUCAGUUAUAGGGGACAACCACUGAGGCGUGUACAGACUGUGAGGCAUCGGUUGGGAGCCGAGUCAGGCCACCUGAGUUACGACAAGGGCCAAUCGCUAGAAGUGCUGGUCUUCGUGGACUCGAAGUGGCUCCUGUGUGCCAAGGGGGCUCUGAAGGGCCUGGUGCCCCGCGAGGACGUCAUGUGAUCUCACACAAGGCUCCGGGGCCCAUCCAAGGCGUGCCCCUAGGUCCGACCAACCGACUCUCGACUGAAAGGACUGAUGGACAGUGCAAUUUUGCUUGUGUGCAAUUCUCUCAUACAGACAAAAAUUCAAAGUGCAGCAUUUACUUUAUAAGAGCAGGUUAUAUAGCAAGUUUCAGACGUAAGGGUGUAAUUCUAAUUGCGAAAGAAAAAGCUGUAAUUAUAGUGAACUCUAAAUACCUGUAAUUAUGUAUAUCAUCGAUAUAUAUCUCUCAAUAAGGUGUACCUUAGCUGGUAAGAACGUAAGUAAUCCCACAGCUUACAAAUUACUAGCAGCAAACAAGCAUUGUAAGUCGAAACUAACUGUGCAAAAAUCAAUAAAAAUCUAUAUAUCACUACAUCGCACAAA